Molecule: messenger RNA, 993 nt
Organism: Rotaria sp. Silwood2
Lineage: Eukaryota; Metazoa; Rotifera; Eurotatoria; Philodinida; Philodinidae
Source: the annotation of a GenBank genome assembly
AUGACUGAACACUUUUUUGAAGGAGCUGAAAAAUUAUUGGAAAUUUGGUUUACUACAAGUAAUAAUAAUUAUUUGGAUAACGAAAUACUAUCUAAUGAUUUACGUAACAUACCACGGGAAAUCAUUGAAGAAGUAUUAAAUUUGGUUAAUUGUAAAGUUCUUAAAUAUGCACAAUCGGCUACAACGGAUACAUAUGUAUUAAGUGAAUCAAGCAUGUUUAUAUUUCAAACACAUUUUAUUUUAAAAACAUGCGGUGAAACAACAUUACUUCAUGCUGUUCAGCCAAUGUUGGAGCUUGCACGAGAUUAUUGUGGAUUCGAUAUUGUUGAUCAACUCUUCUAUAGUCGUCGUAAAUUUCUUCGACCUGAAUUGCAAAAAACACCACACACAAGUUUCGAUCAUGAAAUUGCUUAUCUUGACUCAAUUUUCGCAGGAGGUUGCGCCUAUGUUCUCGGUCGUUCUAAUGUUGAUUGUUGGUAUUUGUAUACACUUAAUAAAACCCGCAUUAAUGCAAAAUCGGAUCAAACAUUAGAGGUCAUUAUGACCGAAUUGGAUCCGGAAAAGAUGAAAAUUUUCUAUCAAGAAUAUACAAGUUCAGCUACUGAAGCAACAAAAAAAGCCGGCAUUGAUAAAAUAUUUCCAAAUGCAAAAAUUUUUGAUUAUUUAUUUGAUCCUUGUGGUUAUUCAAUGAAUGGUUUAUUGCCCGAUGGUCAUUAUUUUACAAUACAUAUAACACCGGAACCUGAUUUUUCAUAUGUUAGCUUUGAAACAAAUGUUCCAUACAAUCAAUAUCAAGAAAUAAUUCGUAAAAUUUUGAACAUUUUUAAUCCAGGCAAAUUUACAACAACAAUUUUUGGUGGCACGGCAGCAACAAGUCUUGAUUGUCACCGUAAAUUAUUUUUAUACUCUGAUUAUGAUCGUAUUGAUCAUCAAAUCGUUUGCUUGGUUGAUUACGAUCUUUUCUAUAGUUAUUAUAAAAAGCAUCCAAGCUGA